GGUGCCCACACUGCCACCCAUUCUGGGUUUGGAUUUUCUGCCAUCAUCUCUAAUUCACUGUCCACCCACUGUCUAACAGGGGGAUUCCAUGGUCGGCGGGCGUUGCAUGUCGAAGCAAAUUGCGUCAUAGGAGAUGAUUCAUUUCAUCUGAAUCCUGUCUAGCUGACUCAACCAAAAAAAAGUGAAGGCAAAGAGUUCGCCUUGUACGGGCCAUUAGUUCUCCUGAAAAUAAGAUUGGAAGAAACAAUUUGGUUGUACUCAACUAGAAGACUCGAAGUGAUUUCGGCAGAUAGAUGCCAGAAGGGUGCAUUUAGCUGAGAGUCGUAGAAUCAAAAUCGUGAUUUUUCUCUAUAGAAGCAGGCGGUUUGAGAAUGCACUGCAGUUGUUUGGGGAAAUUCCUGUGAGAACUGAGAAGCUAAAGCACUUACAGAAAGAGAAAACAAAAGAUGGUCCCGAAGUCACUCCAAGCAUUGCGUAAAGGCGCCGCCGUCACUUUAGGAGGAUUUGUCACUGUCAAUGUUGCUGCCUCUGCUGCUGUUGCUGUAUUUCGCUAUGUUGUUGAAGAGAAACGGAAAAAGUUUGCAUUGCCUUGUGGGGUUUGUAAGGGGAAAGGGUUUUACAUAUGCAAGCUAUGCCAGGGGAAUGCUACUAUAAAGUGGUCACCUUUGUAUGAUCCCAUUGAUAUAAACCCUUGCGUUUGCCCUACAUGUGAAGGAAACAGGGUCCAGCGCUGCCUGAAUUGUCUUGGAAAGGGCUAUAGUUGACUUGUAAAGAGUUGCAGUACUGGUUUGGUGGCAUUAAACAUUCCUACAUCUGCAGUUCAGUUUCGGAGUGAAUAAUUUUCUGAUAUAUAUCAUUCUACAUUGGUAAUCAGUAUAUAGAAACUGUGUAUGGAAUUAUGCUAAUGAUUAACGAUCAUUAUUAUUUGGUAAUCUUGCUGUGGUUCAUAAUUUAUACUUAAGUCAGAAUGGUUAUUAGAUGACUGCUGUUAGUUACCUGUAUCAAUGAUUGGAAUAUUUUGAUAGCUACUAACAUGGUGCUUAAACUUUGAC
Rubroshorea leprosula is the source of this 1052-nucleotide messenger RNA. The record is from the annotation of a GenBank genome assembly. NCBI's taxonomy places the organism in Eukaryota, Viridiplantae, Streptophyta, Magnoliopsida, Malvales, Dipterocarpaceae.